GGCCGCUCCGGAGAGGCGACAGCAAACGGCCCCGGGAUGGCCCGGCGAGCGGGCGCUUUGGCAGUGGGCAACCUAUGCGCGGUGCGGGCCCGGGGACAGCCCCCGAGCUGGUAGCCGCCCCACGCCAGAUGGACCUUGACCCGCGCCGCGGCACCGCGUUCGUGCCAAGCCACGGCUAGAGGGGCACGGGCGUAGCGUGCUCCGGGAGGACGCCCGGAGCCCAGGCCGCGCUCGCCGGCGCGGCCAUGAAGAUGAUCCUGGUGCGCAGGUUCCGCGUGCUCAUCCUGAUGGUGUUCCUGGUGGCCUGCGCGCUGCACAUCGUGCUGGACCUGCUGCCCAAGCUGGAGCGGCGCGCCGCGCGGCCCUCGGGGGAGCCUGGCUGCUCUUGCGCGCAGCCCGCGGCCGAGGCGGGGGCCCCCGGCUGGGCCAAGGCGCGCGGCCGCCCCGGGGAGCCCCCGGCCGCAGCCUCCGCCGGCGACGCGGGCUGGCCCAACAAGCACACGCUGCGCAUCCUGCAGGACUUCAGCUCUGACCCCUCCUCCAAUCUCACGUCCCACUCGCUGGAGAAACUGCCGCCUGCAGCCGAGCCCGCCGAGGGCGCCUUGCGGGGCCAGGACCCCGGCGCCCCGCGACCCCGCAAUCCCGCACACCGGCCGCUGCUCCGGGACCCCGGCCACGGUCGGUCGGUGCCGCCCCCUGGCCCCAGCGGGGAUGGAUCCCUCCUGGCCAGGCUGUUCGAACACCCGCUCUACCAGGUGGCCGUCCCGCCGCUGACAGAGGACGACGUCCUUUUCAAUGUGAACAGCGACAUCAGGUUCAACCCCAAGGCGGCGGCGGCGGCGGCGGCGGAGAACCCCGACUGGGCACACGAAGGAGCUGAGGAUGAGGAAUUCUCACCCACGGGGGAGGCGGCCAUCGACUCCUACCCCAACUGGCUCAAAUUCCAUAUCGGCAUCAACCGGCAUGAGCUGUACUCCAGAAACAACCCCUCAAUCGAGGCCCUGCUGCGCGACCUUGGUGCUCAGAAGAUAACCAGUGUCGCCAUGAAGUCGGGGGGUACGCAGCUCAAGCUCAUCAUGACGUUCCAGAAUUACGGGCAAGCGCUGUUCAAACCCAUGAAACAAACGAGGGAGCAGGAGACGCCCCCUGACUUCUUCUAUUUCUCUGACUACGAGAGGCACAAUGCAGAGAUCGCGGCCUUCCACCUAGACAGGAUCCUGGACUUCCGCCGGGUCCCGCCCGUGGCUGGCAGGAUGGUUAACAUGACCAAGGAGAUCCGGGACGUCACACGGGACAAGAAGCUGUGGAGGACCUUCUUCAUCUCUCCAGCCAACAACAUCUGCUUCUACGGGGAGUGUUCCUACUACUGCUCCACGGAGCAUGCGCUGUGCGGGAAGCCGGACCAGAUCGAGGGCUCGCUGGCGGCCUUCCUGCCGGACCUGUCGCUGGCCAAGAGGAAGACGUGGCGCAACCCCUGGCGGCGUUCGUACCACAAGCGCAAGAAGGCGGAGUGGGAGGUGGACCCCGACUACUGCGAAGAGGUGAAGCAGACGCCCCCCUACGACAGCAGCCACCGCAUCCUGGACAUCAUGGACAUGACCAUUUUCGACUUCCUCAUGGGAAACAUGGACCGCCAUCACUACGAGACUUUUGAGAAGUUUGGGAACGAGACAUUUAUUAUCCACUUAGACAACGGAAGAGGGUUUGGAAAAUAUUCCCAUGACGAGCUUUCCAUUCUGGUGCCUUUACAGCAGUGCUGCAGGAUCAGGAAGUCCACCUACCUGCGGCUGCAGCUCCUGGCCAAGGAGGAGUACAAGCUGAGCCUGCUGAUGGCCGAGUCCCUGCGGGAGGACCGGGUGGCCCCCAUCCUGUACCAGCCGCACCUGGAGGCCCUGGACCGGCGGCUGCGCAUCGUGCUGCAGGCCGUCAGGGACUGCGUGGAGAAGGACGGGCUGCCCAGCGUGGUGGAGGACGACCUGGACCCCGAGCACAGAGUCUCCACCCGGAGGUAGUGACCGCGAGCCGCCGGCCUGCCGCUGAGGAGGGACACCCGCGCACGCCGUGAAUCCAGCGAAUUCAGACCGGACGGGCUGCUCCUGAGUCGGGGAACGUGAGCCCCCCGGCGGUGGGUCCAACAGGACACGGUUUACUCGUUUUCGAGACCAGAAAAGGCUGGGAGGCGGCUUGUGCUCAUGGACAGAGGCGGCCUGGCGGCGGGUGACCCCCUUUUGUACGGAAAGGAAGACUUUAUUUACUGUUUUAUAUUUAUACAUGGUGUAAAUGUAUAUAAAUAGACAGCCGUCGACACAGACCCCAGACCACCCACCGAAUUCACAAGGACGGCCCCUCGCUCGGCCUCUGCCAGAUUCUCCCGCGAAGCAAAGCCUUCUCGCCUCUGGACCCAACUUGAAAUAAAAACUUUUUCUUCUCCCUUCCCGGGGGCCCCCAGGGCCCCGCACCUCGAGGGCUGAGUCUCAUCCGAGACGCAGGAGGCUCCUGAUGGACUUGGUCUUGUGUGGCUCAGAGUGACGUAACAACCGGUCAUUCCAUUACUCGGUGCCUGCGGUAGCCCAGACUCUCAGCAGAGGGGCCGCGUCUUCCGACCGAGCCCUGGGUCGGGGGUGUAAACACGUCCUGGGUGCCCGCGGGCAGAGUAGGCUUUCCUUGGCAGCGUUUUUGUGGAAUAGUUUGGAAUGUGGUAAAAGUGCAAUAAAGAGACAGCAAAUGUGUUGGGGCCUCGCUGGGUCCCUCUCGCC
Messenger RNA from Diceros bicornis minor, 2756 nucleotides. RefSeq names its product FAM20C golgi associated secretory pathway kinase (gene FAM20C). Gene Ontology annotation, cellular component: Golgi apparatus. NCBI's taxonomy places the organism in Eukaryota, Metazoa, Chordata, Mammalia, Perissodactyla, Rhinocerotidae. Gene Ontology annotation, molecular function: protein serine/threonine kinase activity. Gene Ontology annotation, biological process: protein phosphorylation. The transcript has 10 exons. Bases 246 to 2012 code for a protein of 588 amino acids. The record is from RefSeq and is a predicted model, not a curated record.